AUGCCGAAGCAAAGCCAGUGUGAGGCAACAUGCCGCUGGCUUUCUAAACCUGAAGUCCGUGAAAUCCAACGUGAAAAGGCACGAGUACAGUUCGCAGAGGAACCGUGCAAGCAAAAGGAACUCCAGGCGCCACUCUCAGAUGCCAGCGAGGGACGGGCAUCAUCUCCAGAUGGGGACGACGUCAGUUGUGAUGACAUCUCAGCCAAAGCGCCCUCGUCUCUUUCCGAACUACGCGCGUCUAUCGCUGGAUGGCAAACUGAAUGGGGCCCUGCAACUACAUGGGCGAAAAAUUUUCAUCAAUCGCUUACACGCACGCAGGAGAAAGGGCGGAGGGCUGUUGAUGAGUUCUUCUCUCGGUGCGAGGACCACGUCGGAGAGGGGCGCACAAUACUACAUAACCUUCGGUUUCUUGCACACCAUCCGCCGAAUAAGGGACCAAAGCAGGUGAAGGAUUUGUACAUCCAGCUUGACAAGUACGCGCCUGCAGUCCCAUUUACCAAGGUUUCUGAAGUACGGUGUUACAGUAGGAUCUAG
Molecule: messenger RNA, 534 nt
Organism: Suillus subalutaceus
Lineage: Eukaryota; Fungi; Basidiomycota; Agaricomycetes; Boletales; Suillaceae
Exons: 5
Coding region: 1-534 (177 amino acids)
Source: RefSeq, a predicted model, not a curated record